AGGAGGGCAGCCAGCAGCUUCCCUUUUUCUGCCCCGCUCCAGGCCCUGGGCUCUUUCCCCCUCAGAGCCUCAGAGGAGGGGACGACGGCAUCAUGGCUCCCCGCCCGUCUGCCGUCCACCAGACCUGCUGCUGCUUCAACGUCCGAAUCGCCACCACUGCCCUGGCCAUCUACCAUGUGAUCAUGAGCGUCUUGUUGUUCAUCGAGCACUCGGUGGAGGUGGCCCACGGCAAGGCGUCCUGCAAGCUCUCCCAGAUGGGUUACCUCAAGAUCGCCGACCUGAUCUCCAGCUUCCUGCUCAUCGCCAUGCUCUUCAUCAUCAGCCUGAGCCUGCUGAUCGGCGUGGUCAAGAACCGGGAGAAGUACCUGCUGCCCUUCAUGUCCCUGCAAAUCAUGGACUACCUCCUGUGCCUGCUCACCCUGCUGGGCUCCUACAUCGAGCUGCCCGCCUACCUCAAGCUGGCCUCCCGAAGCCGCUCUGGUCCCUCCAAGGUCCCCCUGAUGACGCUGCAGCUGCUGGACUUCUGCCUGAGCAUCCUGACCCUCUGCAGCUCCUACAUGGAAGUGCCCACCUAUCUCAACUUCAAGUCCAUGAACCACAUGAAUUACCUCCCCAGCCAGGAGGGUAUGCCUCAUGACCAGUUCAUCAAGAUGACCAUCAUCUUUUCCAUCACCUUCAUCACUGUCCUCAUCUUCAAGGUCUACAUGUUCAAGUGUGUGUGGCGGUGCUACAGAUUCAUCAAGUGCCUCAACUCGGCCGAGGAGAGGAGCAGCUCCAAGAUGCUCCGGAAGGUGGUCCUGCCGUCCUACGAGGAAGCCCUGUCUUUGCCAUCGAAGGCUCCAGAGGGGGGCCCAGCACCACCCCCAUACUCAGAGGUGUGACCCUCGCCAGGCCCCAGCCCCAGUGCUGGGAGGGGCGGAGCUGCCUCAUAAUCUGCUUCUUUGCUUUGGUGGCCCCUGUGGCCUGGGUGGACCCUCCCGCCACUCCCUGGCUGACUCCAGGACAAUCUGCUUGUGUCUCCCUUGCUGGCCUGCUCCUCCUGCAGGACCUAUGGGCUGCUCACAAUUGGGUGAACGCUAUAGGCUGAAUCAUUCCUCUGGUCUCUCAAAAAUUCAGCCCAACAAUGCUUGGUUUAUUUCCAUCGGCUCUGACACUUGUUCAGAUGAUUGGUCACUCUAAAGUUGUUGAGUUUGUUAAGUAACUAUCAACUUGAUCAGUCCAGGCAAGCCACUGACAAAUCAAAAACCUACUUGUCAGUUCGGUAAAACAAUUUGGUCAAACAACAGUCUAUUGCAUUGAUUUAUAAAUAGCUGCCAGUUCAAUAGCAAUUUAAUCAAGUAAUCAUCAGUUAGCCGCCCCCCCAUACAUAAAUAUAUAGUAAUCAAUUUCUUCAAGUAGCUUGCUUAAAUGAUAAUCAAUUAGCCAAGCAUGAGUCGUUUAGAACAGUGAUAAAUAGAAUACAUAGAAUAGUGAUAAAAUUCAAUUUUAAAAAUCAAGUUAGCCUCCAAACCAUUUAAUUCAAAUGAACCCAUCAACUGGCUGCCACCUCUGGCCAACGUAGGACCUCUGAGUGGCUGUAUAAUCAUUAAUUCAAAUGAAAUUCCUUUAAACAGUUGACAACCUGUCAUUCAAGGUUAGCUCCGGGAAAUAACAGUUGUUUCAAUCAUAAAGCAGUCCCUUCAAAUGCACAAUUCUUCUGCUGACGAGCUGUCAUUAACAGUCCAGUGCUCGCCCAUUCAGUCACUCUGUGGUAGUGUGGCUGCAGAGCAAUGGAUCCCAUGGAAGGGGUCAGCUCAGUCGCAGUCAUUUCAGUAAGGAGCUGCCGUCCGUUCCAGGCCAGGCCAUUACUGGCCGUCCGUUCACUGGAUUCAGUCAUAGGCGAGUCAGUUCUGUCCGAGGCUUGUGGUCAAGCAGAAAUUCAGCCCUGAAACCAGGCACAUCCGUUCACUGAACUCAACCCACAGGUUAGUUCGGUCAAAGCAGGCAACCCCCUUGUGGGCACAGACCCUGCCACUUGGGUCUCGGCGGUGGUGGCAGCUGGGAAGGUUUGUCCCCAGUGGGCCUCCCGUGCCUGCUUCCCUGUGUGGCAGGGGGAGCUGACCCGAGGUGGAGACCACAGAGGCAGGGUCUCUGGAGUCUGUGGGCGGGGGGCGGGGCACAGAGGGAGAAGGCUCUGCAAGAGCUCCCCAGCAACACCCCCUUGUGUAAUUGCUUUGUGUGCGACAGGGAGGAAGUUUCAAUAAAGCAGCAACAAACUUC
Molecule: messenger RNA, 2259 nt
Organism: Saimiri boliviensis boliviensis (Bolivian squirrel monkey)
Lineage: Eukaryota; Metazoa; Chordata; Mammalia; Primates; Cebidae
Gene: LAPTM5
Product: lysosomal protein transmembrane 5
Cellular component (GO): lysosomal membrane
Source: RefSeq, a predicted model, not a curated record